AAGAUGAUCAGAUGUACUUGCUUCGGCAGUACAUAUACUAAAAUUGGAACGAUACAGAGAAGAUUAGCAUGGCCCCUGCGCAAGGAUGACACGCAAAAUCGUGAAGCGUUCCACAUUUUUUGCUAUUUCUUUUGGAAAUUGUAAAAAGGAAAAGAAAAUUGUAUUACUUGGAAACAACUGUUAACAAAUUUAAGAUGUAAUUUUAAAAAAUUUCAAAGUAUAUAAUCAAUUUAAUAAAGUGUGUUCAUAUUUAAAGAAAGUAUUUUUUAAAUGUUAUGUUUUUGUACUUAGAUAAAAUUGUAGUAAAUGCGUAAUUACUUAAAUAGUAAAUAUAUAUGAAAUAUCUUAAUAAUAUUUAUUAAUGCCAGGGAGAAUACUCUCUGUCAAUACUUAACGUAAUUUAGUUCCAUUGAAAACAAGGUUGGUUCUUGUAGUGAUGGCAUACAAUGUAUGACGUUUUCAAAUUGAAUUGUUAACAAAUUCUCUUAAAGCAGCGCAUUUUUCUUAUUGAGAACGAAAAGAAUGAAAAAUAAAAUGAAUACAUACUAGGCGAAUCGUGGUCGGUUAUAGUAGUACAAUUUAACAGUAAACAAUAAAUUGUCCUCAUAUGUAUUGUAUUUCUGGUCGCGUGUUGUGGUUUGCGUUUUCAGUAAUAAAACGCGUGAUUAAUAUAUCUUUUAAAAAGACUUUUAUUUUAAAAAAUAAUAUAUACAGCUGACGUUACUAAAUAAAAGAAGAGCUCAUAUGACAUGCUUCUUUGGAUACCGGUUAUGCACAUUCCAUAUAACAAAUACACGAAUGAUUUGUAAUUUGUUAAAAAAAUGUCGAAACAAUGGAUAUCAAAUUUUGUAUUAGCUGCUACUAUUAGAUAUUUAUUGAUGAACUCUGGAUACCAAAAAGUUAUCAGUGAUCGUGUGGAAGUAUCAACAGCGUUAAAUUCUUGGAAAAGAGUGACAGAAGGUGUCCAUUUAUAUAAUUUUGGUGUAGACCCUUAUAUAGGAGACUUAUUUCAUGAAACGCCCAUUGGAUUAUACAUUUUUGAUCUUAUUCAAAAAUAUUUACCUCAAUGGACCUUAUUCUUUUUGUUUAUCUUCACUGAUUUGCUGACUGCUUUACUUCUUGCACUUACAGCCAAGCAAUAUGCAAGUGAAUUGGCCUCCAAAAAUGAGAAAGAAAAGUUAAUAGAUGAAGAUAUAAAAGUUCAAGAUGAUAAUUCUACAGUUUCUACUUCCACAAUGUAUGUCUCAGCAGCAUAUUUAUUUAAUCCAUAUAUAAUACUAAAUUGUGUUGGACAUACAACAACAGUAUUCACAAAUUUAUUGUAUUCCAUAGCAUUAAUUUCAAUGACAAAAUGUUCUGUAUUUUGGAGCUGUUUGUCAAUUUCAUUACUUACUUUACAAGGAUUGUAUCCUAUUUCACUCAUGGUACCAGCAACUAUUUACAUAGUUCAUUCUAAGAAUGCAAUCCAAAAACAGAAUACCAUAAUUUCUAUGAUUGUGUUAUUUGUCAGUAUGUUAACAAUCUUAUUCUGCAUUUCUUAUUAUAUUAUGGGAAGUUGGUCGUUUAUUUGGAGCACAACUGGCUUUAUUUUAACAGUUCCCGAUUUACGUCCUAAUAUAGGACUGUAUUGGUACUUCUUUACAGAAAUGUUUGAGCAUUUUAGAUGGCUCUUCAUUGCUUCAUUUCAAAUAAAUGUUGGUUUACUGUAUAUAGUACCAUUAGCAUUGAGAUUACGACAUGAUCCAAUGCUAUUAGCAUUUUCUUACUUAGCAAUUGCUGCAAUAUUUAAAUCCUAUCCUUGCAUUGGGGAUGUUGGAUUUUAUAUAUCUCUAUUGCCACUUUGGAAACAUUUAUUUCAGUAUACCCAACAAGGAUUCAUUGUUGGUUGUUUCAUGUUAUUUUGUACAGUAUUUGCACCCACUGUAUGGUACCAGUGGAUUUAUUCCAGAUCAGCGAAUGCAAACUUUUACUUUGGUGUUACACUAGCAUUUGCAAUAGCACAAAUCUUCUUAUUAACAGAUAUUUUAUUUGCAAGUGUAAAACAUGAAUUUGCAAUACGUCAUGGUAUUAAUAAGGAUGUUAGCGGAAGUAAAACAAAACUACUUUUAGAAUAAAGUUGUACUGUACAAGGUUCAAUAUUAAAUCUGUUUUAUUAAUGCCCCAAUAUAGUUUACAUGAUAUAGAUAUCCAGUUUUUACUGAUUCUAAAAGUAGUUACAAUUUAUUUAUAUAUCAAAUUGAUUAGUCAUAUAUAAACUUUUUUACGCAACAAUUUUUUUGUUAUAACAUAUUGUUAUCCAUUCGUAGUUAAAAAAUGAUAGCUACCAUAUUUUUUUAGUAUCUGCUACUAUCUUGUCGUGAGAAGAUAGUAUAUUACUUCAUGAUAUAAAAAUUAAUUUAUCAAUGUGUUCUUAGAUAUAAUUAACGCUUGCAUCAAGGCUACUAUACCGUUAAUGCAUAGUUUGCAUUAUUUUUAUUACAAUAAUACCACAGUUUUUUCCAAUGUAAAUCUUUACAGAGAACAUUUACACAAUUUUUACCUUUGGGUUUGAUAAAAAUCCAAUAUGUUUUUUACCAUCAUGUUGAAACACUUGGGAACGUGCAGUGCUUAAAAUUAUAAUUUCUUUUUCUUGCCCUUGAAACGAUUCUAUCGUUCCAACAGUUAUGUUUCGUAGAUUUUUCUUAUUUAGUUUCCUUUGAAUCAUAAUUUUUUGUUGCUUGAAGGGUGUUAUGAUGCCAAUAUCAUUCUCUUUAAUUGUAUAUGCACCAAUCUUGGCAGUCAUAAAUUUUGAUACAAAAUUAGAUACCAUCAUAAUUUCUUCUUCAUUGUAAACACUAAGGACAUUGUUUGUUAUAAAUAAUUAUACUAAAUGAAAAUAAAAACUUAAUACAUUCCA
Megalopta genalis is the source of this 2896-nucleotide messenger RNA. It is a transcript of the gene PIG-U, whose product is annotated as phosphatidylinositol glycan anchor biosynthesis class U. The record is from RefSeq and is a predicted model, not a curated record. Gene Ontology annotation, biological process: attachment of GPI anchor to protein. Gene Ontology annotation, cellular component: membrane; GPI-anchor transamidase complex. Lineage: Eukaryota; Metazoa; Arthropoda; Insecta; Hymenoptera; Halictidae.